AUGGGCCACGGCAAAGAGGGUACUAAAGAGGGUGCCGGUGCCGCCGGCUCCAGUGGGAUUGAAAAGCAAGUUAUCGACAAGGGAAACACCCUCAAGGACGAGAUCAGCCAAGGAAACUUCACUGGCGCGAAAGAGACCAUUGAGAAGGGAAAUUCCACCAAGGAAAACACCGAAGAGUCUGGCUACCGCAUGUCCAGCAGCGGAGGGAUCGCUCAGGAUGAUAUCCGGAAGGGCCUACUACGUGGAUCAAGUGUCGACCAAAGAGAUAUUGGUCAAGCAGCGCUUGGUGGAGCAGGAAGCAGCAGCAGGGGAGGUCUCAGCGAGUCCAAAGUCAGCAAAAGUAAUGUUGGCGGCGGAGGUUCCAGCGAGAAUCCUCUCAACCAAGAACUGCAUGACCAGGAAAAUAUCAGCUCGGAUGUUUUCAGCGAUGGAGGUGCUAUGUCAAAUCCUUCCAAGAAAGAUACCAUUAAAGGCCUUGCUGCUGGACAGAGCGGCGCCAACCAACAAAGCACCGGACAACAGGCACCCAAAGCCGCCAAUGCAACCGGUAUGAAUCAAGGCGCCCUCGCCGCAGCCCAGACAAGCAAAGGCGCUUCCAAAAAAGGCGCCCUUGGUCAACGAGGUGUUGCUAGCGGUGGAAUUCGACAGGAGGUCAGUCAUGGAGACUUGAGCAAAGCUGGCCUUGGCCGUGGAGGUGCCCAGACCACAGCCACGAGCAAUACGACCACCACACCUCUCGUGAGCAACCCGAGUGCUAGCAGACGCAGCGUAAAUGUUCUGCAAGAAAAGGUUCAGGCUGUUUCCCAGAAGUGCAAGGCCCAGCUAGGUCUUUCUGCCGGCGAGAUUAGCCAGCGCAGCCCCACGGUCGACGCCUUCUUUGACGCGGUUGCAGCUGAGCGGCUGCGCUGGAUGCCUCGUGAUGGAAGCAGACUCGACUGCAGUCUCAGAUGGGCUUCUCGAUUGGCGUAUGCGGUUGACGCCCUCCGUGAGACCGUAGGGGCUUUUGCGCCUGGGGCCAACGAGGCGGCCACGCUCAUCUGGGGAUUCUCUAUUCUCCUUCUGGAGUCUGAUAUCGACAAUACGGAUCUCUUUGAGGGCGUUUUCGGUCGAUAUGGCCGCGUGGCAGUUGGAAUCUAUUUGCUUCUCCAGUACGAGAGCGCCUUCAAAUCCUCUCCUGAUCUCCAACCCGAGGUCACUGCGGUGUACGCCGACGUCCUGGAGAUGGUUUGCAACACAACUACUAGCUGUAUUGAGGGAUUCAAGAGCAAAGAGUCUGACCAGAUCAUCGGGCGCAACGUCGACGCGGCUUUUGUGACCUAUGCUCGACGCUACUCGACGCAUUGGAGCUGCAUCGUCGAGUCUGCUACUUCGAACCUGGUUCAACAAAGCUCGCUGAUCUACUCGAGUCCUGAACUGGGCAGCCUUCGGCAAUUCUUGGGAGUUCAGGACCGCCCCCUUCAGUUCAUUCUCGAAUCCCGCACCCACUCGCUUGCUGAGGGCUCUUUUGAGUGGUUUAACAACACUCUGUACGAGUUUACCGUGGGCAGGUCGCCUGUGAUGCUGGUAUCCGGCGGCCCCGGAUCAGGGAAGAGCGCUCUGGCACAGUGGACUGUGGAGCGGCUGCAGGAGUCGGCUGAGCAUGAUAGCUGGAAUGUGAUUCCGUACACCAUCAGAGCCGACAUUCCCGUUGCAACCUUGCCGCUGCGUAUACUCAAGGGCAUCUUGCACCAAAUGAUGGAUCACUGUGUCAGUGACACGCGCACCCAGGAAUCAAUUCUGGCCGAGGUUGCCAAGGCAGCUCAAGGUGCACUCGAUGGAGCAGGAGAUGCAGAAGUCGAAGAAUGUCUUUGGAGCGGCAUUCGCGCCGGCUUGGCCUCAAACACUCAGUACAUGUUUGUAGUCGACGGGCUUGACCAGAUCAAGGGCGGCGAGACCGAUGCGAUCAUGGUCCUCGAACGUUUCAGUGAUGUCCUGACCAAGCAAAACGCUGGAUCCAAGAUGAUGGCUUUGACCCGCCCGUUCAGCUCGAAGAUGCGGUUGAACAAUAUCCAGGAGUUCACCAUGCAGUCUUCGCAAACCCGCACCGAUCUGGUGUCCUAUGUGCACAAGAUGCUUGCAUCCGGCUCGCACUUUGACGCUCUCAAGGGCGAUCAGCUCGAAUCGGCCGUGACUGCUAUUGUCAGUCGCUCCCAGGGCUCCUUCAGCUGGGCUGAGAUGGCCGUUGCGUAUGCGCGUCAGCAGAGAACAUUGAGCCAAGUGGCUUCGUCGGUGCAAACCCUGCCGCAAUCAAUGACAGAGCUUUUGGACUUCCAUUUGAAGAAUCUCGAUCUCCAACAGCAUGAAACGCGAUGGAUCAUGUCUUGGCUUGCAGCAUCGGAGAGACCUCUGCUGGUCGAGGAAGUCGAGCAGCUGUUGAAUGUCGACCCUAAGACUCCGAGCUUUGCAUCCCGCAUUUCUGCCGGUGACACUGAGUCAUUCAAUGCCUUGAGCCCACUCGUGACGACUCGGGGUGGCGUGGUUUCGUUCGCCCACACUUGUAUCCGUGACCAUGUCAUCAACAAGGCGAGGUCUGCUGGUGCCAAGUCUCCGCUCAACCUCAAGGAGGCACACUAUGAUCUUCUCAUGAGAUGUCUUGCCUGGGUACAGCUCAGCGUGCGGGAGGAGGCCGACGUGUCCAUGGACAAGCUAGGCAUGGAGGACCGCAACCGCCUUUUCGACAAGUAUGUCAUUUUGGAAUACACCGCACGGUACUGGCUGUCGCAUCUGCUGUCUUCACCUCUGGUGACAGAUGAUGGCGAGUUCCAGUUCAAUAGCAGCUUUAAGAAGCUGCUCCCUGCAACCGUUCUGUUUGCUCGUAUCGAGCUUACUUGCCACGAGUCGCAGUUUACUCGGUCGAGUGUUGUUGAGUUGUACCGACUUGCAACGGACAUCCGCAGACUGAUCCUGGGAGAGAAAUCGAUGGCCCUGCUUCAAAGCCUGCUCCUCAGUGCACGUGUUUCCAAGCUGGGACACGCCAGCCAUGCGGAUGAACACUGCUAUGAGGCAUGGAAACUCAGCCAGGAGCUUCUCGGUCAAUCCGAUGCCAUCACGCUUACUUGUGCGGAGAUGAUGACGCAGUCCUUCACAGAGAGGGGCACGAUGACCGCUCAACAGGAGGACAUCAUGAAGCACUUGGUUCUGACAGACUCCGAGAUUACCGGCGUGGAGUUCAAUCAGCGUCUGAGGUACCUCGGACUGAUGGUCGGCAUGUACAAGUCUCGCGGCGACAGCAACUCCGCUCUGCUCGUCUCGCGGCAGUUCUACCAGCAGAUCAUCCAGAAAUAUGGCACCAACUCGAGGCAGUCCACAGAAACCGCAGAGUUCUUGACGGGCCACUUCUCGACUACGGGCAGCGACGAGAUGAGCAGAGAUAUUGCCAAAACCAAGUAUGAAAAUAUGGUUCGGACCAUGGAAGUCACCGACGAGCGCCGCAUCAAGUACACCUUGUACAUUGCCCAGAUGUAUGAACAACAGGGCGACAAGGCACACGCACAGGCGGUCUUGUCAAGCCUUUGGGCGGGCCUCAAUUCUCGUGACAUUGAUUCCGUCGACAUGAUGGACAAGAAGUCCAAUGUCGCCCUCGUCUACUACCAGUUCCUGCGUCGACAGGGCCGGAGCGACGAGGCUGAGAUCAUCAUCCGAGAGCUGGUGGCAGAUCUCGAGGUUACUGGCAUCCACUCCCCGGAGAUGAUGCAGCGAGUGCAACUGCUCCGCGCGGAGACGCGUGAGAUGCAGCUGUACAGCCUGGAUCGCUCGCUGUCGAUCUUGAUGUGGAACUACUACAAGGAGACCAACCAGGAAUACUCGUCUGAAGCGACGACCCUGGCGCUGUCGCUUGCUGAGAGCAUGGCCAACACUGUUUCCAUCGAGAGUGCCUCUUCGUUGUCCGGCCGAGACCGCAAGCUGCUGGUUGAGCUGUUGGACUCCAUCACAUCGUCGUCGGGCAACAUCUCCGUGUCUACUUUGAUCCUGUGUCAUAGCCUCGCCAGUAUCUACGUCCGCGAAGAGGACUGGGUGGAGGCUGGUGAUUGCUCGAUGGCUGUUUUGCAGCAUGUCUGGCCGGCGGUGCAGCAGCCCAAGUCUCACAAGGUCUUUUCGACGGAUCUGGCGCCACCGGUGGCCGAUCUCGCUUUGGUUCUGGCCUAUUGUCAUUUCCGCCGGCUGCACCUAGAACAGGCCACAAUUGUGUAUGAGAACGCAUUUGGCUCGCUGGUCUCCUCCGACAAGGUACCCGUGGCAUCUGUGCUGGCCGUGGCCAAGGCUGUGGUCGAAUUCUACGAGACUACCUUCCAGUUCGCCAGAGCUCUCACACUUCUUCACACCGUCAGCAAUUUCUUGACCACUCGUCUGGGUGAGUCGCACAAGCACACUAUCGACAACCUGUAUCUAGAGGCAGCCCUGGCGAACCGUCUCGAGAUGAACAACGAGGCCAAGAGCACCUACCAGCGCAUCUACAAAAUUACUACAAGCAACGACAAGGUCGCCCCCGAGGGUAUUGAGGCUGCAAUUGCGCUUCUUGGCCUCUACGAGCAAGAGCUGCAGUGGGAUUCUGCUCUCGACGUCUAUCGGCAUUUGUGGCCCACCAUGGUCAUCGAGGACAGCACGAGUGCCUACGACCGCUUCCAAGUGGAGCGGCUACUGGAGAAGACAUAUUUGGGCUACAUGUCCAUUUUGACCACGCGCACCAAGAGCACCGGCUUCUCAGAGCGGUACAAGGUUGCUUCCGACUACGUGACAACCUGUCGCAAUGUCUACGGACCCACGAACCAGAAGACGUUGAACGCCACGUUGCUCUUUGCCGAGUUGUGCGAGUCCAGCGAUUCGUACACCGACCAGGCCAUCUCGCUGUACAAGCAACCGCUGCAGACGAGCGAGUGGGUGCCCACUUCCCAGUCGUCCAAGGGCCUUGAUCAGAUGACGCAGCCGCUGCCCAUCACGCUCAAGCAUAAGCUGGCACAGCUGUUCGUGCGCAAGCAUGACUCGACGAGUGAAGCGCGCUCCAUGUACACCGAAGAGUUCCAGCUUGCCAAGAAGACACAGGGAUUCUUUUCAAGCACCACGCUGUCGUGGCUCCGCGAGCUUGCUCUGGCUCAUUCGCGUCAGGGCACCCCGACCUCCAUCCAGCAAGGCAAUGCCAUCCUGCACAACUAUGUCGAGGAUGUUCUACAUGCCGGCGGAGACCCGGACCUGACGGCCGACUGGGGUCGCAAGAUUGCUGCUAUCUACCUCGAGUGUGGUUUCAUUGACGGUGGCAACAGCGAGCUCGACGAGCUCCGCCACCGUGUGGUGUAUGGCUCCGACACAUCGGCUAUGGCGCUGGGAGACCGGCGCGACGCAGUAUUCGUGGCAUCCUUCGAAGAGGUGUUCGGUCGCCGUGCCACCUCGGACCAGAUCCUGAACGAGAUGGCGCGCGAGAUGCAGACGCAGCAGACCUUCUCGAAACACCUGUCGGGCCACGACUUCAUCCCGACUAUGGCGGCCGGAGACCGCCUGGCACGUCUGCAGACCGAGCAGAAACGAACGCGCGCCGCCAGAGACACGCACGACAAGCUGUACGACUACUUCUGCGCCAAUCUGUCUGCGACGAAAAUUGCCGACAGGGAGAUUGUGCAGCAGUUCUACCGCCUGUGUCUGUUUGAGGUCCACAGCAACACCUACAACAUGAACAUCCUCACCAAGACCACAGAGCUGGUCCGCGACCUUUGCAACAAGUCCCGCUUCCAGGACGCCAGCGACCUAACGGGCGUCCUGCACUCGUUCCUGCACCUGACCGACGGCUUCAACAACUACGACAGCAUCAUCACAGCCACUAAGCUGUGCCUGUACCUGAGCGGCCACCGCGCGACCAAGUGCACAGACAAGAAGAUGUACAGCGAGAUGUCGGUCAAGUCCAAACUGCUACUGCAAGAGAUCAUGGCCGCAUUCAAGUCCAUCGGCAUCGAGAUCAUCGACCUACCCUUCACAGACCUCAACGACAUAAUCACGCUGCUGGGCGAGUACGAGCUCUUCGACGACCUCGAAUCCAUCCUCACGCAGCUCUGGACCUCGCGCAUCGUCCAGCGCACCUGGACCCCAGAUGUCGUGGUCUGGAUCGGUCGGCGCCUCGUAGAAACGCGGUUCUGCCGUGGGGCCAUGGACCCGGCCAUCCAGCUGUGCCGCGACAUCUGCUACAAUCUGCGCCAGGUAUGGGGCAGCGCCGACAACGUCACGCUGGAAAUGACCAAGUUGCUGUCCGGGCUGUUCACCGCAUCGGGCAACCACCAGUCCGCCGCGACGCUGCACGAAGGCGUACUCUACGAUCUUCUCAAUGAUUCUGAGGCCGCGGACCAGCCUGCUGCCGCCGACACGGCCUCGCAGCAUAUGGAGUUAUUGCGGCGAGCCCAGGCUCGUCUUGGCGAGGGAUCUAACAAGAAGAAGGCUGCAUCGCCUGCUAGGGCCGAGGCCCAUGCUCAGCUGUUCGCCCAGCUUACCGACCGCUUUGGCUUGCAGUCGGAGCAGAUCCAGGGUGUUGGCGACGCUAAUGGUGGGGACCAGUUUGGUGUCUGGUCUCGCCCUAGACGCUUUAGUCUUGAUGUUGAGGAUCUGGAUGACCAGGGUCAGAUGCAUCACAACCACCUGCGUGAGUCGAGUGUUGCUGGAUUGUUGAAUGGCAGUGGUGCGCCGAGAAGGAUCUCGGUACAGGCUCUGUAG
Molecule: messenger RNA, 6729 nt
Organism: Penicillium alfredii
Lineage: Eukaryota; Fungi; Ascomycota; Eurotiomycetes; Eurotiales; Aspergillaceae
Exons: 3
Coding region: 1-6729 (2242 amino acids)
Source: RefSeq, a predicted model, not a curated record